This is a messenger RNA of Carlito syrichta (Philippine tarsier), 2021 nucleotides long. Its product is annotated as ATPase family AAA domain-containing protein 3. Bases 1 to 1626 code for a protein of 541 amino acids. The record is from RefSeq and is a predicted model, not a curated record. Gene Ontology annotation, biological process: mitochondrion organization. The transcript has 16 exons. Lineage: Eukaryota; Metazoa; Chordata; Mammalia; Primates; Tarsiidae. Gene Ontology annotation, cellular component: mitochondrion. Gene Ontology annotation, molecular function: zinc ion binding; ATP binding; ATP hydrolysis activity.
AUGGACCUAUGGAGGGAGGGCCACCAGAUCGGAUCAGGAAUGAAGGUGGAUGAGGAGAGCUGGGACGUUGCAAGCCAUGCCAAGGAGGCACUCAGUCUGGCACAGUUGCAGGAGCAGACAUUGCAGCUAGAGCAGCAGGCCAAGGUCAAGGAGUAUGAGGCCGCCGUGGAGCAGUUGAAGAAUGAGCAGAUCCGGGUGCAGGCCGAGGAGCGGAGGAAGACACUGAGCGAGGAGACCCGGCAGCAUCAGGCCAGGGCCCAGUACCAGGACCAGCUGGCCCGGCAGCGCUACGAUGACCAACUGAAGCAGCAGCAACUGGUCAAUGAGGAGAAUCUGCGAAAGCAGGAGGAGUCUGUGCAGAAGCAGGAGGCCAUGCGGCGAGCCACUGUGGAGCGGGAGAUGGAGCUGCGGCACAAGAGCGAGAUACUGCGCGUGGAGGCGGAGGCCCGCGCGCGCGCCCAGGCAGAGCGGGAGAACGCCGACAUCAUCCGUGAGCAGAUCCGCCUGACAGCCGCUGAGCAGCGCCAGACCAUCCUGGAGUCCAUCAGGACGGCUGGUGCCCUGUUUGGAGAAGGAUUCCGUGCCUUCGUGACAGACUGGGACAAAGUGACAGCCACGGUGGCUGGGCUGACGCUGCUGGCCGUCGGGGUGUAUUCUGCCAAGAAUGCUACAGCUGUCGCCGGCCGCUUCAUCGAGGCCCGGCUGGGGAAGCCAUCCCUGGUGAGAGAGACGUCCCGUAUCACUGUGCUGGAAGCACUGCGGCACCCCGUCCAGGUCAGCAGGCGGCUCCUCAGUCGGCCCCAGGAUGCGCUGGAGGGCGUUGUCCUCAGUCCCAGCCUGGAGGCGCGGGUGCGUGACAUUGCCAUAGCAACGAGGAACACCAAGAGGAACCAGAGUCUGUACAGGAACAUCCUGAUGUACGGCCCCCCGGGCACCGGCAAGACCCUGUUCGCCAAGAAACUCGCCCUGCACUCAGGCAUGGACUAUGCCAUCAUGACAGGCGGGGAUGUGGCCCCCAUGGGACGGGAAGGUGUGACCGCCAUGCACAAAGUCUUCGACUGGGCCAGCACCAGCCGGCGAGGCCUCCUGCUGUUCGUAGAUGAAGCAGACGCCUUCCUCAGGAAGCGAGCUACUGAGAAGAUUAGUGAGGACCUCCGGGCCACCCUGAAUGCCUUCCUGCACCGAACAGGCCAGCACAGCAGCAAGUUCAUGCUCGUCCUGGCCAGCAACCAGCCUGAGCAGUUUGACUGGGCCAUCAAUGACCGCAUCGAUGAGAUGGUCUGUUUCGACUUGCCGCAGCAGGAGGAGCGGGAACGUCUGGUGAGGUUGUACUUCGACAAGCACGUCCUCAAGCCAGCCACGGAAGGGAAGCAGCGCCUGAGGCUGGCCCAGUUUGACUAUGGGAAGAAGUGCUCGGAGAUUGCGCGACUGACGGAGGGCAUGUCUGGCCGGGAGAUAGCACAGCUCGCAGUGGCAUGGCAGGCCAUGGCCUACGCCUCUGAGGACGGGGUCCUCACCGAGGCCAUGAUGGACACCCGUGUGCAGGACACCGUCCAGCAGCACCGGCAGAAGAUGCGUUGGCUGCAGGCAGAGGGGCCCCAGGGCGGCCAGCGCUUGCCCUCCUGAGUCCGCCACAGGGUGACAUCCCUCCGUCCUCCCCGCCCCAGAACGCUCCUGGGAGACGCAACUCCCAGCCCGGCCUGCCCGCCAGCACCAAGUCCCGUGGCUGCGGAGCCCGGCCGGGCUUUUCUGGGUCCCAUGGGAGAGCCAGGCACAGGUGGGACUGGCCAGGCCAGACCACCGGGGAGGCCCCACGUUGCCCGGCCCAGCCUGUGCCCUGAGCCCUACCCAGGCUUGUGGCCGUGAGGAGCGGGCGGGGCGAGGGGCUGAGAACAAGCCGGGCCCACCGGGGGGGGGCUUGUCCAGGUCAGGCCCAGUUGGCCAGGAGUGUCCCGGGCCGUGACGGGAGCAGGGUCUUUUCUUUUGAAUUUAAUAAAGAUAAAUAAACAAAUAAAUUUGUG